This is a messenger RNA of Cyprinus carpio (common carp), 1321 nucleotides long. RefSeq names its product dCMP deaminase (gene dctd). Gene Ontology annotation, molecular function: dCMP deaminase activity; zinc ion binding. The record is from RefSeq and is a predicted model, not a curated record. Lineage: Eukaryota; Metazoa; Chordata; Actinopteri; Cypriniformes; Cyprinidae. Gene Ontology annotation, cellular component: cytoplasm. Gene Ontology annotation, biological process: dUMP biosynthetic process; dTMP biosynthetic process.
GAGAGUUGGCAACAGUGGGCUGGACUAUUUUUUUCGCGGGAAGUUCCUCAACCCUGCUCUGAUGUGCUGUGUGUUUAGUGCGAAUCACUUCAGGGAACUUCGAUUAGAACAGACUCAACAUUCUCAGAUCAAGUCAUGGACCACAGUGCAAAGAACGGUACAUCACAGCUCAACGGAACACACAGUGAAGGUUUGACAAAGAAGAGACAGGACUACCUGGAGUGGCCUGAGUAUUUCAUGGCUGUUGCCUUCUUAUCAGCGCAGCGGAGCAAGGACCCCAGUUCUCAGGUUGGUGCCUGUAUUGUGAAUCAAGAAAACAAGAUUGUGGGUAUUGGCUACAAUGGCAUGCCCAACGGUUGUGACGAUGACCUGCUGCCCUGGUCUCGCAGUGCUGAUAACAAGCUGGACACCAAAUACCCCUAUGUGUGUCACGCAGAGCUGAACGCCAUUAUGAAUAAGAACUCGGCAGAUGUCAAGGGUUGCACCAUGUAUGUAGCGCUCUUCCCCUGCAACGAGUGCGCCAAACUCAUUAUUCAAGCAGGUAUAAAGGAUGUGAUCUAUUUGUCAGACAAGUACCAUGACACUCCAGAAAUGACUGCCUCCAGACGGCUUCUUAACUUGGCGGGCAUCACGUACAAGCAAUUCCAGCCAAAGCAAGGCAGGAUUGUCAUUGAUUUUAAUUCAAUCAACCACCCCGGAUUGAAAACUUCCAGUGGUUUGGGGGGCGUGCAGUCGCCAUAGACUGAGGAACUUGGAACAUGACACUAAGUAUUCAUAAAACAGACUCAUUGUUUUUCUCACUUAUGUACUGGUGAAGGUCAUUAUGAGUUUGACAGUGAUUACUAAAUAGAUGUAUAGUAGUUUACUGUUUUAAGUCUGUUUUUGCAAAUCUUGAAACUUGCUGGAAUUAACUAUUGUCAAUGUUUUGAAUGUUUUUCUUUUAUGUAUUUGCUCUAAUGCAUAAAAUUUACAUUUUGUUUUUAUCAAUUUACAUGCAAAAUAGCAGCCGGUUUGUGACCUUGGCUGAAUGUGCCUUUGUUUAAUUGAUUCUUUUAGAGUUUUGGUAUUUAUGAUGAGUGGGAUGACAAUGAGGACAUUAAAAUCAAGCUGGAUGCCAACAUUAACCAAAUCAAAUGUUAUUUACCUUUUCUUUAACCUUUUUGUAUUCUCUAUGACAAGGCUGAUUAGAUUUUGAUGUUCAUUUCACAAAUACUAAAACUGCAAAUUACCCUUCCCUUUUAACCAUUGACCAUUGAUGGCUGUUUUGCUCAUAUUAUAAGUUUUUGUAAGCACCACAGCAGAUAAACCUCAUAUUCUGUCA